AUGACAACGCUGCACCAGAUGCACACGUCUUCCAACGAGUCGGUCAACUUUCUCUGUGGCGAGUUCAUCCAGAGUGUUCGCGCCGUGUUUGUGAUGCUGACGCUGACGCCCACCGCAUGUGGGAUCGCAUGGCGUGGGGAUAAGGAGGCUUAG
Aphanomyces astaci is the source of this 153-nucleotide messenger RNA. RefSeq lists its product as hypothetical. The coding region runs from base 1 to 153 and encodes 50 amino acids. Lineage: Eukaryota; Oomycota; Saprolegniomycetes; Saprolegniales; Verrucalvaceae. The record is from RefSeq and is a predicted model, not a curated record. The transcript has 2 exons.